Mustela lutreola (European mink) is the source of this 3505-nucleotide messenger RNA. It is a transcript of the gene YARS2, whose product is annotated as tyrosyl-tRNA synthetase 2. The transcript has 5 exons. Lineage: Eukaryota; Metazoa; Chordata; Mammalia; Carnivora; Mustelidae. Gene Ontology annotation, molecular function: ATP binding; RNA binding; tyrosine-tRNA ligase activity. Gene Ontology annotation, biological process: tyrosyl-tRNA aminoacylation. The record is from RefSeq and is a predicted model, not a curated record. Bases 12 to 1445 code for a protein of 477 amino acids. Gene Ontology annotation, cellular component: cytosol; mitochondrion.
CCGACGCCAAGAUGGCGGCCCCCGUGUUGCGGUGCUUUGCCCGCGGCCGGUGGUUUGGGACCCCAGGCCCAUCAGGAGUCUUGCUCCUGGGACCGCGUGAGGCCCAUUCGGGCGCUCAGGGGUUGCUGGCGAUGCAGAAGGCUCGGGGUCUUUUCAAGGAGUUCUUCCCCGAGACGGGUACGAAGAUAGAGCUCCCAGAGCUCUUUGACCGUGGCACGGGCAACUUUCCUCAGACCAUCUACUGCGGUUUCGACCCCACGGCCGACUCGCUUCACGUGGGGCAUCUGCUAGCGCUGCUGGGCCUGUUUCACUUCCAGCGAGCGGGCCACAACGUGAUCGCACUGGUAGGAGGUGCCACCGCGCGCCUGGGAGACCCCAGCGGCCGUACCAAGGAGCGGGAAGCGCUGGAACCAGAGCGCGUGCGAAGCAAUGCGCGCGCCCUACGCCAAGGACUCGAGGCCAUGGUGGCUAAUCACCAGCAGCUCUUCGCGAAUGGGCGGGCCUGGGGAAGCUUCACGGUACUGGACAAUGCGGCCUGGUACCAGAAGCAGCACCUGGUGGACUUCCUAAUGGCUGUGGGUGGGCAUUUCCGCAUGGGCACGCUCCUGAGCCGUCAGAGCGUCCAAACCCGGCUCAAGAGUCCCGAGGGCAUGAGCUUGGCAGAGUUUUUAUACCAGGUGCUCCAGGCUUAUGACUUCUAUUAUUUGUUCAAGCAUUAUGGAUGCCGGGUCCAGCUGGGUGGAUCUGAUCAGCUGGGCAAUAUCGUGUCCGGAUACGAGUUUAUCCACAAGUUGACGGGAGAAGAUGUAUUUGGAAUCACGGUUCCUCUAAUUACAAGUACAACUGGAGCAAAAUUGGGAAAGUCAGCUGGUAAUGCUGUUUGGCUAAACCGAGAGAAGACUUCCCCAUUUGAAUUGUAUCAGUUCUUUGUCAGGCAGCAGGAUGAUUUGGUAGAACGGUACCUGAAGCUCUUCACUUUCCUGCCCCUUCCAGAGAUUGACCACAUCAUGCAGCUGCAUGUUAAAGAGCCAGAAAAGCGGGCUCCUCAGAAACGACUCGCUGCAGAAGUUACAAAGCUCGUUCAUGGACAAGAAGGGCUGGAUUCUGCUAAAAGGUGUACGCAGGCCCUUUAUCACAGCAGCAUCGAUGCCCUGGAGGUCAUGUCUGAUCAAGAGUUACGAGAGUUGUUUAAAGAAGCUUCAUUUUCUGAAUUAGUUCUUGACCCAGGAACAAGUGUCCUAGAUACGUGCCGCAAAGCAAAUGCCAUUCCAGAUGGUCCCCGAGGGCAUCGGAUGAUCACAGAAGGUGGAGUCAGUAUAAAUCACAGACAAGUAACGAAUCCUGAGUGUGUUUUGGUUGUUGGACAACAUAUUCUUAAGAAUGGACUUUCAUUAUUAAAAAUAGGAAAAAGGAAUUUCUACAUUAUAAAAUGGCUUCAGCUAUGAUGAAAAAUCCUUCAGGUGGUUCAAACUUACCCAUCUCCUAAGAUGUACCAAAGGCUGGCUCCAGAACUUACACUUUUGCUCAUGUAAGUCAAACCGUAGAGAAUGGAGUACUCUCUAGGUCUCAGAGUGUGAGUAAUUUUCUUAUUUCCACAGGGUGGUUAAGACAAAUGCUGGUGUAAUAAUGCAGUAUUUUAUCUGCUGAGCUGCAGGUGUUACAGACUACCAUAGAACUAUGAUUGCCAGGGAUAAUCUUUUAAAAAUUCUAUUUCAUGGAAGAACUAUCCUAUCCUUUUUGUUCCCUUUUUAGAGAUGAGGAGGAACAGUGAAAAAGAGGGUGGCGUAAGGACUCAUGGAUACUUUUAUAUCGGGGGUUCAUCUCCCUGAUCUGACUCACAGACACCAGCAGGGCUUCUAGUGUUCACAUUAGAAAUGUGAAAAAUAGUAUUGGAAACUUGUAAAUUUCUGAAUUUUUUCUGAAUUUUCUGAAUUUUGUUGAUUAAAUCCAGUUCUCCUUAAGAAGACAAGUAUUACAUACAUUAAGCCAUAGUUGGCAGUAGAAAUUCUAGUAGAAAGUUAGCUUUCAAAGAACAAAAAUCCGUACUUUUCAGAAGUUUUCUAAUUGAGUGUUUUAGUCCCUUGCCUGUGUUUCAGUAUAAUUAAAUUUACUCACAGCCUUGUUUUGCCAAAUUACUGAGGAAGCAGUAUUUCAUAAAUUUGGAAACUUAGCUUUAAGUUUCAGCGUCUGUCUUCAAGCAGAUUGCAACUUGAGAUAAACUGAAAAGUAACUACAGUGAAAACAGAGAUAAAUAUUAUACCAAUAUCCAAUCACAGGAGAAUAUCAUAAGGAAUUCAGGUAAGGGAACUUUUCCAGACUUAGAGUCCAGACCUAAUUAAGCUCUCUAUACAUUAGGCAAAUUAAUUCUUAGAACUGUUUCCACAUCUCAAAAAUCAGGGUAAUAUCAGUGUAUUUCCCUGAGGACUAAGUGAAAUACACAAAUACAAAAUGGUUCACAAUCUGAUUCCUUCUAGAAAACCGUAUAGGCAGCAAAGCAUGUAGUGUUGAAAUUCUAGCCAUUUACUACCUGGAUUACAUGGAACAAAUCACUGAAUUUAUGUGUGAAACUGGAGAUGUAAUAAUCUCUGAAUUGUGAGAAUUUAAUAGGAAAUUUUGUAAAACUUUUAUACAGUGUAAGCUGUAUUAUGUUCCAAUUAGAUUUAUGUUAUGAGUUAAACUAUAGUUUAUCUGAACCUUCUCUGGGAGCGAAGUUAAGAAGAAUUCAUUUAUUGACAAAACUUUAAUGUCAUUUCAUACCAGCAAUUUUAUUUACAUAGCAAGAACAUACAGGUGUCCACUGUAAAUGUCAGAUCAUCUAAACAUAUCAGAGCUUCACUCAGUUUGAGAGCCAACAAAGGAAGUUUUCUAACUUUCCAAACCUUUCUUGCCUCUGCUUUUCUUGUACAAGGUGUGUAGUGCCAGCAAGUACAUUACCGUAACCUAUCUUUAAAGGUAACAUUUCCAAUUUGAAAUAUGUUUGAUGUGGAGAAUGGUGCCCUGUUAAGUUCCCCGCCCCCUUACAAAUUUAAAAGGCUGAAUGGUAGUCAUCUGAUGUAUCUGAAGUAAGUCAGUCAUGGAUGGCUAUACUGAGGUUGAAGAAUGGUAGAGUGACUUCAGAGUGUGUUCUAACAGACGUUUAGGUAGUGUGCAUUCUCUCCAGAUAGGUACUGCUCACAGAUUCAAAGGAGUACCAUAUUAGAGAAGACUGAAUCUGUUCAUGGUUGAGGUCAGUUGCUGAGCCUGUUGUUUGCUAGUAAAUGGGUACCGUAAGCUCGAGUUGCCAGACAUGCUUUCCCUGCCAGGAGUUCUUCAUAAAUGUCAUAACUUAGGAGAAAGGUUAACAUGUUCAGUAAAUUCUAUAUUAUGGAAAUAGAGUAUCUGUCAGAGAUGGAGCUAAAUAAAUGCCUUAAGGAUUUUGACCCGUAUCUUAAAAAAUUUUUAAUGUAAUUCAUAUCAAGAAUCACCUGGGGAAUUUUAAUAAAAUGUGAAUAUGUUCUAAACCUCA